Molecule: messenger RNA, 2220 nt
Organism: Opisthorchis viverrini
Lineage: Eukaryota; Metazoa; Platyhelminthes; Trematoda; Opisthorchiida; Opisthorchiidae
Exons: 5
Coding region: 14-2065 (683 amino acids)
Source: RefSeq, a predicted model, not a curated record
GCCCCACGUAACAAUGAUUCGUCGUAUAGUGGACUCUGUCAAUCUAAUGGUUGAUGCUGAAUCAGACGGUCAAGUAAUCACUCUAGGUCGUGAAAGCGAUGAACCAGUAACACCAAGAUGGCUUCACGAUGACUGCAUGCCUGUCAGUGACACUAGUCAGACCAAACUACAGAGUUUAGAACCGAGUGUGGAACCUCAAGACCGUUCAUCCAGUUCAUCAUUUUCGCCUACCGGUUUGGCACAUAAUUUUCUACAGUCCAGUGAUUUUUUCGCUCCUUCCAGUUGGGAGGGGUCGCUUUCGAACACCACAUCUUAUUACGUGCCAUCUAUAUCUCUAAGCCAACAACCCGUACCUGAACCGCUCAGCUGUGUUAACACCACGGAAGCAGGAUACAACCACAAAAUGCCUUUGGGGACCGAAACUGAUUCGGAAUCCGACAAUAACAAUAGUAGCGAUAUUGAGAGACGGUCCACUCCAUCCCCAGGUACUCCUGGGUUUACGCGUCGUCAGUCGCCAUCUCCCGGCGCAUCGAUCCAUUCACCCUCAUUACGUGGUCGUCAGCUACCUGGAGAAAAGUUGUUUGAGCCAAAAAAGCAAAAGCCAGAAGUACUGGAACAGCAGCCCACCAAAUUUCAUUGCCUUCCAGAACCUCAAAGAUCAUCACAACCCGUCCAAUGCAAAAAUGAAGUUAAGGAAAACCAAAAAGACAUGGAAAAGGCGCAGUUAAAGCAAGCAGUCGAGGCUGUUGCUUUGUCUCACGAUGCCGCAAGUUCUUCCGAGGUGGGAGUCGGUGGAACUUCCUGCCAGAUGGAUCCUGUUGUAAUGACUAUUGAGUGCAUGAUAUUGCCUUUUGUUCGAGAUCUCAACGAAGUUGAAUUACGAAUACCAUCUAGCAGGUUGACGAAAGACCAUCGCCGCAUUUUAAAAAAUUUGGCCGCAGAGUACGAGCUCUUGGUUCUGUCUGCCACCAAAGGUCCGGUGGAUCAAUCCAACUUGGUAGUUCGCAAACGAGCUUCUCUAAUCCAAAGACAACAAGCUGAACUUGAGCGAAAAAGGCAGCGCGAGGAGGAAGAACGUGCUCGUCGUUUGGCUUUGGAAGAGGAAAAUCGUCUACGGCUACGCACACUGUUGACUGAUUCAAUCUUCGCUCUUAAUUGUGUAACAGUUCGUGAAGCCGAAGAGAAGAUGAACGCUGCAGCAACGCGUCAGAGUACCUGCUGUCAAACCAAUUUGGAAGAACCCAAACCAGAAGUUGGAACGGGUCGAAAAAAAUACCGGCGCUUGCGCAACGAACGACGCAAACUGGCCAAAGCGAAGCCGCCACCUACGAAACCGAAAAUGGUAGACUCGUGUAUCCAAACCGUCCCGGAAGAUCAUUGGUUGUGCCCGUGGUGCUUGCAACACAUUCCUCCCGCGGCUCAGUGUGGACACGAAGCCGUUUGCCGUGCCGGUUUCAAACAAAAGCAGAAGGAACUGGAGGCCAAAUCGCGACUGAAACAGCGAAACGCAGAUGCUGAGCUACGACGAAGGCAGCGCUUGGGAUUGAAUCCAUUGCCGAAGGAAAAACGCAAGUCUCAAAAAGUUACGACCGCGAUUGUGGAUGCUUCUGGUCGCAGUCGAAGUGGGACUCGGUUGGCGAUCCGGGAAAAGAAGCUUAAGCACAAAUCGCUCACUCGGCUCCGGUCGUCUAGUCGAACCGAUCCAAAGAGACAAACUACCGCGGUGAUCAAGUUGGACGAAGUACAUCCCAACGAUCUAGGAGCCAUGGCUCGCUUGAUGCAGAGACUUUGCCGCGAGCCACAAUGCAAACAACUGGCGGAUGCUGGAGACUCAGGUUCACGCCCAGGAGGAGUGAAGUGUCCCAACUGCCGACAUAUAUAUUGUGACCACCAUCGACCACUGGGAAUGCAUACCGGGUGUCCAGUGGAACCAGAGGCGGACUCGGUCGCUGUCGGUUGUUCGAUUGCUUGUGGCAUGGAUUUGGAAGAAAAGCGGGCCGCACUGAAGUCAGCGAUUCGUCAACGGAGAGAGGUGUUGAUGGAACGACGUCAACGGCAAUAUUAGGUUCUUCUCUCUACAGAAAGGCUGUGACGCCCAGUAACCAGUAAACAUAUCACAAACAGUGCCUCCGUAAUAAUCAGCUGAUGCUUUUUUGCCUUAUAAGAACUAAUCUAGCUCACUACCUAUUUUUAGCUUGAGGCUUCUAUAUUACACGUUUU